CGAUCUCACAUAUCCCAACAGAUGCCUCAAACCUUAAACCCAAAUCUUUCCAAAUCAAAACAUCUCUUAAACAACAGCAAUCUCAAUCAAGAAAAACCUUGUCAUUAGCCCUAAGUUCACUACAAGUUUAGCACAUUUUUGCAGUGAUUGGUUAUAAAGAAGAUGAUGAGGUGGGAGAAAUUGGAGAUACAUAGAGGAGGGCCGGGGAAGAGAUGGGGACACACGUGCAACGCCGUUCGUGGCGGUCAGCUGCUCUACAUCUUUGGUGGUUAUGGCGAAGACAACACCCAGACUAACAAAGUUCACGUCUAUGAAACCACUACAAGGACGUGGAGCGAACCUGAUAUGCAGGGCACACUGCCUGUGCCAAGAGAUAGCCACAGCUGCACCACCGUUGGAGAUAAGUUGUUUGUAUUUGGGGGCACAGAUGGGAACAUACCUCUUAAGGAUUUGCAUAUUUUGGACACCUCCACAAAUACAUGGAUGGCACCAUAUGUAAGAGGGGACGGUCCAGAAGCACGAGAAGGCCACAGUGCUGCGCUUAUUGGCAAAAGACUCUUCAUCUUUGGGGGAUGCGGAAAGUCUUUUGACACUCCCGUUGAAGAAUAUUUUGAUGAUUUAUACAUAUUAAAUACAGAGACAAUGGUAUGGAAACGGGUAGCUACAACUGGAAUUCCGCCGGCGAAGCGUAACAGCCAUACUUGUGUCUCAUGGAAAAACAAAAUUAUUGUGAUUGGUGGGGAAGAUACCCAGAACUAUUAUAUGUCUGAUGUCCAGAUGCUUGAUACAGAUACUCUUACAUGGACAAAGUUGGUAACCAAUGGUGAGCUGUUGCCACCUAGAGCUGGUCAUACAACAAUUGCGUUGGGCAAGAACUUGUUUGUCUUUGGAGGUUUUACUGAUGCUGAAGACCUGUAUGAUGACUUAUAUAUGUUUGAUCUUGAAACUUUUAGCUGGACCAAGGUUAUGACAACAGGAGAGGGGCCUUCUGCCAGAUUUUCUAUGGCUGGGAGCACUUUACAUCCGCAGCUUGGGGGUGUUCUUAUAUUCAUGGGUGGUUGCAAUAAGAGUCUUGAGGCGCUUGACGACAUGUUCUACCUAUUCACAGGACUUGCUAGUGACAAUGAGCGAGAUGAAAGAAAACUAGAGAAGUUAUCUUUGAGGAAGCAGUUAAGGUUAAAGAGUCAAGAGCAACAAACUAUGACUCCUGUGUGUGAUAGCACAAUGAUUGGCAUGGAGAAGAGUCCUAAUGCCAACACUCCCAUGACCAUGCCAAGUCAUAUCCAAACGCAAUCAAACAGACAGAAUAUCUAUCUAAAUGAAUAUCAUAAUCCGCAUGGGAAGAGAACAUUUCAAGCGAAAGUCACAAAGAACAUUACAAAUUGCUAUACCAUUGAGACGGUUAUAGAUGGGAAGCCUCUGCGUGGAGUUUUAUUCUCCAACAACAUAGGCUCCAAGAAAGCCGCUGCUGAUGACUUAAGAAGGAAAAGAGUUGCAGUUGACAGUGGCAAAAAAGGUUUUGAGCAUGUUAUGAUGGAUAAUGCAAAAAGACCUGAACACCAGAUGCAAGGCGCUACUUCUGCUGCUUCUGAUAUGAAGACACCGGCAGCUUCUAAUGUCUCUCCGCCCCACGAGGUUUCAGGAGGUAGAAAGUCAUCUUUGGAAUUUAACAGGAUGAAUACAUCAACCGCAGCUGAAGAUACUGCCAAUUCUAUUCCUAACCAUGGUAUAAACUUCUUUUUUACCUCUUUAGGAUUUUAUAACAUUUUAUUAUGCUCUGACAUCUAUUUGGUUGCUCUAGAAAUUUGUUAUGUAAACUUGAAUCCCUAAUUUUGUAGUACAAACCAAAUUAAGCUCUCAUUUGCUUUUGUUGUUGGGUAACUUCACCUUUUUAGAUUUCUUUUAAUUAGAUGCUGGAUCCUUCUCCUUUCUCUAUUAGCAUUAGAAGCAGUAAAUUGUUUGAGAUUCAGACGCAAGUCAGAUUGUAUGAAA
Cynara cardunculus var. scolymus (artichoke) is the source of this 1992-nucleotide messenger RNA. Its product is annotated as rab9 effector protein with kelch motifs-like. NCBI's taxonomy places the organism in Eukaryota, Viridiplantae, Streptophyta, Magnoliopsida, Asterales, Asteraceae. The transcript is spliced from 10 exons. Bases 163 to 1830 code for a protein of 555 amino acids. The record is from RefSeq and is a predicted model, not a curated record. Gene Ontology annotation, molecular function: protein binding.